AAAAUAUCAAUAUGCCUUACUUACAUGCAGCCUAGGAAGACCGUUUUCCAUACGUUGGAUGGCACUUCGAACCCUAACGGAAACGGUAUUUUAACACUUAACAAAACCUAAAUCCUGUCCGCACACAGCGUGCUAAGCAUAAUGGAUACCCUUAAAUGCCAAGGAUCUAUCUUUAGGACCCGAUCGACAGCGGGCCAGCGCAGUUCCGCCUGCUGGAUGGGGCAACGCGUCGGGCGUGCCAUUUGCGGAGUAGCGAGCGUUUCGCAAAUCACUAUUCAGCCCAGCAACAACAACCACAUGCAUAUUUCAAGUUCACCUCCAGUUCCGGAGGCUCAUCCGGCCCCGCCUCCUGGCGUGCUGCCGCCCAUCGGGGCCUACAACAACAUCGUCAGCUUAGGUGCUGCGAAGGCCGCUAUGCCGGCUUGGAAGACGUUCCUCAUGGGAGUUAUGGCGGGCUGUUACAUCAGUUUUGGUGGCUUUCUUGCGAUUAUGCUCGCAACAAUGUGUUCAGGUCUUGGAGUCACGAGCCCCAUCCUGACGCGUCUAGUCAUGGGCGCGCUGUUUCCUUUUGGUCUCCUUGUCACACUGGUCUGUGGAGCUGAGCUGUACACGGGCAACACGGCGCUGGUUACGGCGGCAGUGCUGGAGAACAAGGCGACCGUACAGGGCCUGUUGAAGAACUGGAGCUGCUCCUAUCUAGGCAAUCUGGUGGGCAGUCUCGCGAUGGUGGCUGUGGUGAGCGCCACUGGCCUGCUGCCCGUCUCACCCACGGGAGUAGCGGCGAGCAUGGCGGUUGCCAAGAGCAGCCUGCCGUUUGGACAGGCCUUCGUACGCGGCGUGCUGUGCAACUGGCUAGUCUGCUCCGCCGUUUGGAUGGCCUCCGCCGCCACCUCGCUACCCGGCAAGGCGGUGGCAGCCUACCUGCCCGUCAUGGCGUUCAUUACACUGGGUCUGGAGCACUCGGUGGCAAACAUGUUCAUGUGUACUCUGGGCAUUGUGCAGGGAGCCCCUGUCAGCUGGGCCACCUUCCUGACGGGCAACCUGUUGCCAGUGACACUUGGAAACACCUUUGCCGGCGCUGUUUGCAUGGCGGGGGCCUACGCGUUGUGCUUCGGAGCAAUUGGCAAGGCACUGUCCUCACGGCCGGCGGCGGCACCAACCGCACCACAGCAGCCCGCAGCGGCGUAACGGGAAAGAUAUCCUCCUCAAGGCGCUGUCGUCGUCAUUAAUAUCGCCGGCGGUGACGACGCAGCCUCGGUAAACCGCGGAGGUUUGACGGGGAUGUCGAGCUUCUUGUGGCCUUGCAUUGCAGCGCAUAGCUACGUGAUUUGGGUGCAGCAGCAAUGAGACGGUUUCUGGAUGCGUUGUAUACCUGUAUUUGUUGACCAAGUGGAAUGCUCCCGUGCGAAGUGAAAGCGUGGGUUUUAGUGGGAUGGGCACGUUUGGCAUAGAAGGCCGAAAACCUUUGCAUGCGGUGUUACAGCACUGGAACGACUUGAGGAGAGGGAAGCAGGAUUGCGUGCAAAAGGGAGCGUGCUCGUGUGUUUUAUCAUUACCGGUAGCUACGAAGGUCAGGUGGUUGCCGGUCGUUGGUUUCCAGUUGUAUAUCUAUCAGUGUGUUACCCCCUCGUAUGUUUGCUAACAGGACGCGCGCGUACCAUAUCUUGCCGUUGGUGCACAUCGAGCCAUGGAAACCCCUCUUUAGCUCGAAACUCCCAUCCCAUUCUAGUUAACUAGCUGCCAUAUCGA
Messenger RNA from Astrephomene gubernaculifera, 1749 nucleotides. The record is from the annotation of a GenBank genome assembly. NCBI's taxonomy places the organism in Eukaryota, Viridiplantae, Chlorophyta, Chlorophyceae, Chlamydomonadales, Astrephomenaceae.